GCCAUCAGCGCGCCGCAUGUCGCGACCCGUGUCCCUGGUGAAGCGACGCCAGGGCGGCCUGGGGCUCGUGUUGGGGCCCCAGGGCUCGAGCCCUAGGCCCGGCUGCAGCCCGCUGGGCUCGCCCGCCCGUGGUCGCCGCGGCUCGUCGUCCUGCGACGGUGCGGCGGGCCCCAGGGCCGUGGUGCAAAGCCUGGUGCCCGGCGGCGAAGCGGACCGCACGGGGCUCAUCCGACCCGGAGACGUGGUGCUUCGCGUCAACGGCACGUGCGUGACGGGCUUCGAGCACGGCAACUGCCUGCUCGGACAACUGCCCGACGACGCGUCCGUCACCCUGGAGCUGGCCUGCAACGGCGCGUUGGACGGUGCCGACGCGUCCUCCGGUGCGGGAUCUUCCCCGGCUUCGUCAACUGGGGAUUGCGACAACUCUGCGAAACGCCCACUCAUCGUCCGGAACGUGGAAACCGGCAAAAUGCUCGUCGACUCGCUGCACAAAAUGGCGCGAAACCCCCUGCCCUGUUCCAACACCAUCUGCCAAGGGUCCCUGAUGUGCGGCCCGGUGAGGAGGAAUGGAAAAGAGCCCCGUCCCACGGACGAUGUCCUGCAGCACGCCAAGGAGUUUCUGGACCAGUUUUACACAAGUAUCAAGCGGUUUCAUUCGAAAGCUCACGAAAAACGGUGGUCUGAGGUGGAGCGUCAGGUUCAGCAGCGGGGUACCUACGACCUCACGGAGACGGAACUCGUCUUCGGAGCCAAGCUCGCCUGGCGGAAUUCGGCACGUUGCAUCGGCAGGAUACAAUGGUCCAAACUGCAGGUGUUCGACGCACGCCACUGCUACACGGCGAGGGACAUGUACGAAGCAAUCUGCGCACACCUCAAGUACAGCACAAACAAGGGCAACAUUAGGUCGGCAAUCACAAUAUUCCCUCCACGGACGGACGGCCACCACGACUACAGGGUGUGGAACGCGCAGCUCAUCCAGUUCGCCGGCCACAAGCAGCCCGACGGCUCGGUCGUCGGGGACCCCGCAUCGGUCGAGCUCACAGAGAUAUGCAAAAAGCUUGGAUGGAAACCAAAAGGCACGAGAUUUGAGGCUCUUCCUCUGGUACUCUCGGCUAAUGGCGAAGAUCCGGAAUGGUUCGAAAUCCCGGAAGACCUCAUCAUGCGAGUAAAAAUCACGCAUCCCAAGUACGAAAGCGUCGGCGAGAUGGGGCUGGAGUGGUACGCCGUGCCUGCCGUCUCCGGCAUGAUGCUGGACCUCGGUGGGGUUGAGUUCACAGCGUGCCCGUUCAACGGCUGGUACAUGGUCACGGAGAUCGCCGUGAGAGACUUCUGCGACGUCCAGAGGUUCAACCUGGCUGAGGAAGUAGCCAGUCGCAUCGGCUUGGACACGAAGACCAACUCAAAUUUGUGGCGAGACCGAGCUGUAAUCGAGCUCACAUUGGCCGUCCUCUACAGCUUCCAGAAAGCAAACGUGACGAUCGUGGACCACCACACUGCCUCGGAGCAGUUCAUGAAGCACAUGGAGAACGAGAACAGGCUCCGGGGAGGCUGUCCGGGCGACUGGGUGUGGAUAGUGCCGCCGCUCAGUGGCAGUCUCACGCCCGUCUUCCAUCAAGAGAUGCUCUACUAUCACCUCAAGCCCAACUACGAGUACCAGAUGCCGGCUUGGAAAACGCACGUGUGGCAGAAAAAGGUGGACGACCAGCGACGGUAUUCCCGCAAGUUCCGCUUCAAGGAUAUUGCCAGCGCCGUGAAGUUCACCUCUGCCAUGUACGGCAAAGCACUGGCCAAGCGCGUCAAAGCCAAGAUUUUGUACGCCACCGAGACCGGCAAGUCGGAAACCUAUGCAAAGGUCCUCUGCGACAUAUUUCUGCACGCCUUCAAUGCAACGGUGGAGUGCAUGGAAGACUACGAUUUCGUCAACCUCGAGUUCGAGCCUUUGCUUCUGGUCAUUUCCAGUACCUUCGGCAACGGUGAACCACCAGAAAAUGGCGAGGUCUUUGCUCGAAACCUGCAAGUCAUGAAAAGCUGCAGUCCCUUUGGUCCCGAGGGCACGACACCGAGGACGACAUCCAUGUCCUUCGUGCGCAAGAACAGCGUCAACGCCUCAGAGAACGACACCGGGUCUCCACCCCCGGCCCACGAAACCUCGGACCUGGGACCCCUAAGCAACGUCAGAUUCGCGGUGUUCGGGCUCGGCUCGAGCGCGUACCCCAACUUCUGCGCGUACGGCAAGUACGUGGACAAGAUCUUGGCCGACUUGGGCGGCGAGCGCAUCUGCAAGCUCACCACGGGAGACGAGCUGCGAGGCCAGGAGCAGUCCUUCCGGCAAUGGGCCAAGAGCGUCUUCGAGCAAGCAUGCGACGUGUUCUGCGUGGGCGACGGCAUCGGCCCAAUCGAGAUGACGCCCUCGAUGGAAGAAAACAUCGCCUGGUCUCCGGACAAAGUGCGGCUGGACAGAAAGGCCACCGACAAGAACCCCGUCUUAGGUUUCGGCCUUUCCAAAGGUUCCAGCAGGAGAGUGGUGAUCAGUCGUCUUGUCUCCAGGAAGGUACUACAGUGGGAUCCGGAGGACGACAAGAAGACAAUCAUGGUGGUGCUGGAGUCCAGCAACGAGAGCGAGCUCAAGUACGCACCGGGGGAUCACAUUGGCAUCUAUGCCGUGAACCGAGACGACAUCGUCAACGGCAUUGUGGAGAGGAUCGCGCCAGGCUCCGCGGACCCAGACACAGUUUACAGGGUCCAGUAUAGGGAGAUCGUCCAGAACCCCAUCACGGGCGAACAGAAGGAGACCUGGCAGGACAACACGCGGAUGCCGCCCUGCUCGUUGAGGGUGGCGCUCAGUCGGUACAUGGACAUCACGACGCCGGCAUCCCAAGAGCUGCUCAAGUACCUCGCCGCCAUGGCCUCCGAUCCUCGGCAGCAAGAGACGCUCCAGACACUGGCCACCAACCUGGAAAAGUACGAGGACUGGAAGGCGCACAAAUUCCCUCACCUGUUGGACCUUCUGGAGGAGUUCCCGUCAGUGCGCCCAACGGCGGAGCUGCUGCUGUGCAUGCUACCGCUCAUCCAGCCGCGCUUCUACUCCAUCAGCUCGGCGCCGGAGGCCUACCCCGGACAGAUCCACCUCACCGUGGCGGUGGUCACCUACACGACGGAAAACGGAAGCGGAAAAAAGCACUACGGAGUCUGUUCUUCGUUUUUAGACACCCUCAACCCAGGAGAAGAAAUGGCUUGUUUCGUGAGAAUAGCUCCGAACUUCCACCUCCCAGAGCGGAAGAAUGUCCCCGUGGUACUCGUGGGACCUGGGACAGGAAUCGCCCCGUACCGAAGCUUCUGGCAGCGGCGCUAUUGUUCCAUGCAGGGGGUCUACCAGGAAGGUCAACCUUUCUAUGAAGGUCCAAUGACCCUUUACUUCGGUUGCCGAACUUCGGACUCCCAGCUGUACGCUGAGGAAGUUCAGACAAUGAAGGACGUCGGUGCACUGGAGAACGUAUUUCUCGCCUUUUCUAGAGUUCCCGGGAAGCAAAAGCACUACGUGCAAGACCGGCUGCACGAGAAGGCUCCGGAGCUGUACCGGCAGCUGGUCAAGGAGUGCGGCCACCUUUAUGUCUGUGGCGACGUCAUCAUGGCCGACGGUGUCAACAAGGCCGUCAGGGAAAUCCUGCGAGACCAAGGAAAAAUUACCGAAGAGAAGGCCGAAGCCCUCAUGGACAAACUGCGGGAAGAGAACCGGAUCCAUGAGGACAUCUUCGGGGUCACCCUGCGCACGGAGGAAGCAACGAGGAAAAGUCGGGAGGAUGCCAAGCGGCGCAGCACCAGCAAGUGACACCGCCUGGCCAAGCUCCCCGACUCCUUUUGCUCGCUCACUUUCUCCAGGCUGUUGGGACUCCUGCAGCCGCCGUCCGCAGCCGCACACGCCGACUGACUCCGGCGGUAGACGGCUCGUGCUCUCGGGAGUGUCCCAUCGGCUGUCGGGGAGUAGCCAGCGCACCUCACCUUGUCGACAAGGUCCCGCCAGUCCGUCACCGUCUUUCCAAGCCGGACGUGCACCUGUCGGAGGGCCCUCGUACGCCGAAUGUGGCCGGCACCCUUUCAACGCAGUCUGGAUUCCCAAAACUUCAGUUUGCAAAGUGUAAACAUUAGAAGCUUGUUUCGCUUUUGUGUACCACCGUCUGACUAUCCAGACAGUCGGUGGCAAUGGAAGUUAAUUUUGAUACACGGGUAUCAUAUUAUAAUGUUAAUUGCAUCUGAAUUUGGUAAAUUUAGUAGCCGAGGAAGCACUUGGCGUUGGAUGGUUAUUAAUACUUGCUUGCUAAAGCUGGCCGGUAAUCCGGGAACGAGGCAGGUAUAAACCAUUCACCAAUAGCUGGCUGUCAUUCGUGGAUAACCGAAAUCCCCCAUUCUACACCGAGUGUCGAAACCCUGCAUCAUAAGAACUUUUUUUUUCAGAUUUGUUUGUUCAGGGUGUUGUUAUCGCAUUGUUGCUAUUCAUUAGAUAGAAAGGAAAGUAUAUUCUCACGACAUAUUCGUUUGAAAGCGCAGCUAAAGAACGGAUGCACGUUCUGCUUGGAAAGAAGAUGGCGGAGCAAUGAGGCCAAAUUACUUUGCCACUAACCGGCAAAGAAUAGCGCCCAGUGGCUAACUAUCCAAUCAAACAAAUAUAUCACAGCAUCCAAAUAAAUUAUACGGCUUGGGUCACAGGAGAACAUGGGAUCCAUCAAAAAGGGUUGGAGACAAAGCCAGACUUUAUGGUGUCAUACCAUUCCUGACGUGCCGGAGUCUUCGUUCAUUUCUAAUCGAACACGUAUUCACCGAGGGUUCAGGAAUGAAGUACUUAUAUCCCAGAAUGAGUUCAGUCUAUUUAAAGUGUUGAUAAGUAUUGUCCGGCGACGCUAUUCAAUGAUUCUUAAUGCGUUAGAAAGUGUUUAGAUGUUUUCAGGCAGCAAUAGUCCAGUUGCUGUAGACAAGGCGCCACUGGAGAUGCACAUACUGUACAUGUAUAUCUCGCAGGUCUCUAAUGCCCCGCGAGUCAGGGGCCUGAAAUUAUUUCUGAAUUUACACUUCUGUUAGCGCGCACGCACUUCGAGCACUUGAAACGUGACACGCGACUUUUUAGUAAGAUUAUCUGCUUUGUCUUCCUUUUUUUUUCUUCUUCUGAAUGCUAUAUCUAACAGGGUUUGAGCGAUGCUGUUAAAGGGGUAGAGUACACUCCACUCCAAAGCGAGAUUGUCAUGCAGCACUGGUGAAAGCGAGUGAAUGAAUGUUUUUUUUUGUCUGUACUACGGCGAGUCGACUGAAAUCGCGGAUAUAAAGACCGAAUGACACGAUGCCACGAUGGACCAUGUGUUACUGCUGACGGCAAGCAGGGCAGGUAGCAAAUGACUGCUGCUCUUUGUUCCAGACGCAUGCAUAAGCGAAUAUACUAUUAUGGCGUCCUCCCAAUCAUUAGAUCAGUCGUCUAAUGCGCCAAAGUUAUCGACAUAUACUAGCCGACCCAUUUUUUCACCCGGAUAUUCCCUGCCCUCGUCGUGAAUUCUGUCUAGCCAAACGCUUGAAAGAUUCCAGUGUGGUUUUAAUUACGCAACGUGUUACCAUAGAAGAGGCUCAUUUGUGCAGUGCGUAGCUAUCGGCCUCAAGUGUGUGUGUGUGCGUGCUAGGAGACGACUUUCUAUUUUCUGCUACUCAAGCCUCGAACUUCGAUGUCCUGACAUCACUCCCAUUGACCACAAACCCCGACAGUUUGGCAGAACGGAGACCCUAGCUCGAAACGCUUGCAUAUACUGUGAACUUGCGUUCGAGCGUUCGGUGGAUAUGUGCGCAUGUAACCGGUGCCAUUUUUAGUUGAGUGUUCACAAGGUUCUGUCUUUUCUUCUUUUAUUUAAAAUUUUAUGGAUGCAACAUUUUACCAUCUUUUCACAAGGUGGACGAUCAUUGAAAGCGAGUUUGACGAACGCGCGGUCCGCUAUCCACACGCAAUGACUGACAACCAUUUGCAAAUACUUUUUUUGUUUUAUUUGUAUCACAAAAGUUCGAGUGGCUUAUGAAUCGCGAUAUGUACCAUGUACUUGCUACAUCGAUUGCACUAACGUUGUUGUACUGUCUGACUGCCUGAACGACGAGCGACUGCUGGGGCUGACUGAUCCCUGGCGCCAGCAUCUUUGGUGCGGCAUUUCACAGAGCAUUUAUUUGUACAAAGGGAAUGCGUGUUGUUCGAUGUGCUGGAAAUGUAGCUAGUUUGUUAAUUGUUAAAUUUUUUUUGUUUUUUUUUUUGCUUGAGUUUUAUUGCUAUUGAGAGUUGUAUAGUGGGGGCUCUCUUCCCGCCAUUAGAUAUUUGCUAAUAUAAGGCGUCCGGGUUUCAGACGUUCUGGCCCUAAAUGACGCCCCUCUACUUUUGAAUGUUUGUCAAUUUUGUUGUAGCAAUAUUGAAUACGGUGUUACUUUUGUUACUGUUGAUCGACUGCUUGAAUCAAUGGGCAUUCCUUUCAAGUUGCGUGUGAAUGGCAUCACAUUUUAGCCCGAUCUCAAAUCAUUUAAAAACAGAACCAAUUAUAUGACCUAUAGUAUAUAAGUAUAAUGCGUUCCUCAAGCUGGUGGUUUGCGAUUCCCUGGCUCAAUUCUUUGAAAUGUAAUAGGAAUCACAACCGUGUGAAUUUUGUCAGAAAUUCUUGAUUGCGACGAGUAAGUGUGGCGCUUUCUGACUUAGCUAUGGUAUUUUGCAAUCUGCGUCCGCCACCACCUCUUUAAAAACAAUCCUGAGAUAUCAGUCUUACUCCGAGUCGAGUCCGAGGUCAUCAUUCCUUCACAUUUUGCUGCGCCAUUUCUCGAAAUGUUUGGGCCCACUGUAUACGAGGCCUUUUUCUAUUUACGUUAAUUUGUGUGUCGCUUGACGCAAAAAAAAAAAAAAAAGUCUUUUUCACGUCGCGUUGAUCCUACUGUUGAACAAUGUAUAUCUUGAACUAUAUGCUUCUAACGUUGUUCCCGUUGACACUAAUGUCUACUUCGGAUGGUUCUUCCUCUUAAACAAUAUAACGCUGACGACAUGGGCGAUGUAAAAAGUCGUUUAUGAAUGAGAUUUGAGGAUGUGGCAGUGAUUUUUUUUUGUCGUUUUUGUGCACACGUCUUGGUAUUUUGUGCGGUGAAGGGAAUGGAGUCUAUCAUUUAAUUAUCAGAUGUGGGAAUUCUUGACGCAAUUUGGGGCGGGAAGCGCCCCACGACUGUUGCGCAAUAGUUUACGUCUCUGGUAAAACAGUUCAAUACGUAUAGGCAAUUUAUGGUUGCUAGGAAUCCCUUUCUCCAGAAGCACUUCGUAGAAAAGGAAGGUACAAGGCGGCUUUUCAUCAGGAGAGCCCCAUCUAGUCGAAAUUAAUAGCUGCUUUAAAAUUCAUGACGCCGCCCCCCCCCCCCCCCCCCCCCCCCCCUUUCAAAGAAAAAAAAGUUUUUUUUAGUUUGCAGCAUUAUCUGUACAAGAUCCCUGAACAACCACGGGCGCUCCGCCAAUAAUUUCGUGCACGAUUAGAUUUGGAGAAGCCUGAACACAUAGGUAUCGUAAAAUAGGACCUCACACACGAGAGAGUCUGACGCUUGACACAUUCAUCGUAUAGACACUGUUUCUACCUCGCAGCGACAAACGUGCAGGCGACCAAACAAUAUUCCUACCAAGAGGUUCUCUACCAUUUGUGUCCAAGUGAAAUUUUAAAAAAAGAGAAGAGAUGGUUAUACUUGUAAGGAACGCAGAUCUAAUCCGAAGGAUCGGUUGAACGAAGCUGAGAUCUGAAAUCCUACCAGAAGAGGUCUCCGAUUAUUUUUUUUAUAUAGCUUUCAAACACUGUUCUUUGCGUUACAGAAACAAAAAGUAACGAAAUACUUUAUUCAUUACUUACAAAUAAAAGGAACGCGUUGCCGACCUACAUUACCUCGGAAUAAAAAGAACACGAUACCAUUACCGUUAAGAAGUAACGCAUUACUUUUGCGUCACUUUUUAUGCAUGGAUUCACACGUUUCAUUGUUUUGGCUUUACAAGUAUGCAUAACCGCCACAUUUGAAGAAACAUUAUAUCCAUCCAUAAACUGAACUUUAUAUUUUUUAUUGGCGCACUAAAACCUCCGCUGCUGCUGCGCAAAAAAAAAAAUACACACACACACAAUUUUUUCUUCUUCUUAUCUUGUUUACUGUUCCACCUAAAUACUCAGGAAAAAAAACACAAAGAAAAACUUAAAAACCCCUAAAUUUUAUAUGGCUUGGCGCCUAGAA
Ixodes scapularis (black-legged tick) is the source of this 8253-nucleotide messenger RNA. It is a transcript of the gene Nos, whose product is annotated as nitric oxide synthase-like protein. Gene Ontology annotation, molecular function: calmodulin binding; NADP binding; FMN binding. Gene Ontology annotation, biological process: nitric oxide biosynthetic process. Bases 17 to 3829 code for a protein of 1270 amino acids. The record is from RefSeq and is a predicted model, not a curated record. The transcript has 26 exons. Lineage: Eukaryota; Metazoa; Arthropoda; Arachnida; Ixodida; Ixodidae.